Messenger RNA from Plasmodium inui San Antonio 1, 1827 nucleotides. RefSeq lists its product as hypothetical. The record is from RefSeq and is a predicted model, not a curated record. NCBI's taxonomy places the organism in Eukaryota, Apicomplexa, Aconoidasida, Haemosporida, Plasmodiidae. The transcript has a single exon. Bases 1 to 1827 code for a protein of 608 amino acids.
AUGGAUAUUAACACCCUAAAAGAAAAGCGCAUAUGCAUAGACGAUUCAAGUAGGGCGCACAAAAAAAAGUAUACAACCUUUUUUCUGCUAAACCCAGAUGGUAUUGUCGACUCGGUUGCGGGGCUAGAGAACUUGGCAUUUUCCUUUGAGGGCAAUUCGUAUAAAAACGCUAGAUGCUAUAAAUGCUUAUCCGUUUUUUCCUGUGAGAGCACUGCUGUGUAUAGGACCUGCCCUAAGUGCCAUAUUGUAAACGCACUGGUGCCCCACGACAGCAUAGGACGAAAAGUUCUUAUUCUGAUUUGCUACCAGUGCAAUAGCAGGAACCUGACGAACAUUGACUGUUCAUACGUGCAAUGCUUUUUGUGCAGCCGUGUGAACCUUUCGCAGUACGAUAGUGCGAAUCUCGCCCCAAGUCAAGGCGCCCAUGACAGCCCGCAGCGGAAGCAAAAAAAGAACCACCGAGGCCCCAUCGCGAACAUGUUCAAAUGCUUAAGACUCAGAAAAAAUAGGAGAGAAAGGGCCCCCUCCUCGGGGGACAGCGACAGGGAAUGUUUCGAAGAAAGUUGCGAGGAAAGCUGCGAAGGAAGUUGCGAAGAAAGUCGCAGUGGAGAGGCAGCACGGAGUGAAGUCCAAGAUGGGUCCAUGCAGAACAAUGUCAGCUUUGAAAACGUUAGGGAGAAUGACAAAGAGGAAGAUCCGAACGGACAAAGAACAAACAAGAAACUCUUUAGUGAAGAAAAAACACAUGGAUACACACCGGAAGGAAAAUAUUCAAAUGAGGACUAUCGAAAAAAAUAUUCUCAAUCAAAUAACAGUGGGUAUAAUACAAGUAUGAAUUAUAUGCCCUACUCAAAUGAUAAGUUUCAAACGGGUUACAUGAGAAAUUCGAGCAACAACUAUGGCCAAAUGGGCUACAUGAAAAAGGGAAGCAACGAGAGCGGUAACUACUAUCCUAGCGGUAGCCACAGCAACGGAAGGAUCGGCAACCCCAGUAGUGGGUACCCACGAGAGCACAGCAGCUUUCAUAACAGCAAGUAUGACAAGAACUACCAAUACAGCUAUUCCCACAACAACACGCAUGGAAGUUCUUGGAACAAAGACAGCAGAGUCCACGAAAGCAACAAUCAUGACAUGCACAGAUCGGAAAAUUAUAACUACAAAUUGGGGACUAUUGUGGAGAGUGGAAAUGUUAAAAGAAAAACACUCAUGUUUAAUAACGUUAAUGAUUCGAGCGUCAAAAAAGUUCAUAAAACUAUAAGCUUUCUCGAAAUGGAAAGAAAAAGAGAUAGCGAUGUCCGGGCAUGUAUAGAAUAUUUUAACUCCCUACGUAGAAGCAAAAAUGAUGAUAUUAAAAUGAUUCUUGAAAAUCAAAACUUUAAAGAAUUGAAUAUUCCCAAAGAGCAUCUUGAAAAUCGACAUUUUUACAGAUAUGUAGAAUACUACAAGAAACAUAACUUGAAAAAUUUAAUAGACCAAUUUAAUGAAUCCUCUGCGAAUCACAGGAACAAAAGCAAAGAUUCUGGUGAGAAGGGGAAGGACUCUGCUUCCUCCAUUUCGAAUGGCAUAAAUAAAGAUAAAGCCACCCAGAGUGGUAGCAGUAAUGGGAAUGAUAAAGGUAAGAACGGUGCAAGGGAUCCCUCGGGCAAUGAAAAAAACACAAGUAGCAAAAGCACAGACAGUAAAACGAAAAAAGCCAAGCUCUCGGAAAUUGACUCACUUGAUGAUCACUCUCAUGGGGAUGGAAACGCAUACCAUAAGAACAAAAAGUCGAAGUGCGAGGAAAAUAUAAAGCCCACUUUUUACACCAUAGACGAUUUGUUCGAGUAA